UUCUGGACCAUAUUUAAGAGAGCUCUAAGAAAUAGUUGUAAGAUGUGAAGAUAUGUGUUCACAUCUGAAAGGUGUCUGUAGGUUAAAAAAAAUGUUUCAGAUGAGAAUAAGUAAUAAAACUGCAGCUAGAGGUCAGCAAAUGGUGGCAAAUAAAUACUGUGCUCUUCCUCCCUGCUUUUCUCUCUCUCUCUCUCUCUCUGGAGUUUAUGGUGUGUAAACAUGAUCCUGAACUCGAACACUGUGUCCUGGGUAUUGAGUAACUCUCCAACCCUUGCACCCCUGCACUCCAAACCUCUGUGUGUUUUCCAAGUAUCCGGAUACAUCAGUCUGUCAGCUCCACCUGACAUAUGACAAGCCAUGGUGAUGACCUCAUAUCCUCCCCUCCCCCUUCCUUUCCUUUCUCUCCCUUGUCCUCCCAUCAGUCUCACACAGACUGUGUAUAGACAGUUACGCUGUCAUUAGCUGGAAUGUCCCACUGACACAGAAACAGAGGGAGGGACUGAGACAGAGGGGGAGAGAGACUGAGUACGACAAACUGAAAGCAGCAGACAACUAAAGUGGAAGCACUCGGAUUGUCCGAAAAACGACUGAGGGGGAAAAAAUGAGAAGAAACUGAAGUACAAGGAGGAGAAAGACAGUGAAGGAGUCAUCAACAGCGAGAGGAAUAGAGCUAGAGAGUAGUGCUGCUGUUCUCCGACACCUAGACAAAACAGUGGUGAGGAUUUCACUAAACCACAGUGACACCACAGAUGAUCCGACACCACAGAUGAUCGCUGCUCUCGCUCACAAAAUGGCUUCCAAGGAACGCAGAGGAUGAGUCGGAGCCUAACUCACGAGGGAGUGUCUGCCUGUCUGUCGUCCUGUGAAUGUGCUUGCCUUAAUCUGUGGGCAUUGUUUUGUGUGUCUGAUGGGCAGCAGUAGCAGCAGCAGGCUGUUUGGUACCCUGGCCCAGACCCUGAACAGUGCUCCACUGGCCCAGCAGGACUACGACCCAGAGCACCAGGACUCAGACCAGGACCCGGAGGGCCUGGAGCAGGCCGACCCAGACCAGCUGCUCAGGGAGUGCGAGAAGAUCCUCCAGAACCGGCCGGCCCGACCACACAGGGACCUGGUCUACCCUGUAGACCCUAAACACCAGCACCAAUACAGGAACAAUGAGCAACAGCAAACACCAUCUAUACGGGUCAUGACAUGGAACAUCCUAGCUCAAGCUCUAGGGGAGGGUAAGGAUGGCUUUGUGCAAUGUCCUCUGGAUGCUCUGAACUGGGCUGAGAGGAAGUACCUGAUCCUGGAAGAGAUCCUCACCUACCGCCCUGACAUCCUGUGUCUCCAGGAAGUGGACCACUACUACGACACCUUCCAGCCCAUCUUGGCCAGCCUGGGCUACCACAGCACAUUCCUUCCCAAGCCCUGGUCCCCCUGCCUGGAAGUGGCCAGCAACAACGGCCCUGAUGGCUGUGCGCUCUUCUACCGCCGUGCCCGCUUCAGCCUCCUCCACACCUCCCACCUGCGCCUCUCUGCCAUGAUGCUGCCUACCAAUCAGGUGGCCAUCGUGCAGACGCUGCGUUGCCGGGAGACGGGCCAGAGGCUGUGCGUGGCUGUGACCCACCUGAAGGCGAGGAGUGGCUGGGAGAGGCUGAGGGGGGCCCAAGGGGCUGACCUGCUGCAGAGCCUAAAGGCUAUCACCUCGAGGGCGGCUGGGUCAGACCCAGUCAGUAGGGGACCUGGGGGAGGGAGUGGGACAGAGGGGGUGCCUCUGCUAGUGUGUGGGGACUUUAACGCUGAGCCCUCAGAGGAUGUGUACAGGCGUUUUAUCUCCUCCCCCCUGGGUCUGGACUCCGCCUAUAAGCUGCUGAGUGCAGAUGGGCAGACGGAGCCGGCCUACACUACCUGGAAGAUCCGUCCCUCGGGGGAGAGCUGCAGUACACUGGACUACAUCUGGUACUCUCACGGUGCUUUCACUGUGGACACCCUGCUGGACAUACCCACUGAGGAACAGAUAGGACCUGACCGCCUGCCCUCAUACCACUACCCCUCCGACCACCUCUCACUGCUCUGUGAUGUCAGCUUCAGGGAGCCACGGGAUCAACCUCAUAGGCUGAUGUAGGUUGCCUAUCCGAGGCUUCGUGCAACAGGGUCCCAGUUCAGGACAGUCCUGGAAGAAUCGACUGGAUCAAACAACAUGUGGGAGUGUGAUACUGGAGAAGUGAAUGCUUAUUUUACUUGAACUGGUGCUGAAAUUUGAUUCUGCAGACUUUACACCAGAGAGUAGUUAUUUAUUUUUUAAACCAGUACUUGUUUUCUGUCAAGUGAGAUGUUAUCCCUCAUGAUCGUUUUUCUUCAUAUGAGGUGUAUAACUGGUUUAAAGUAAUUGGAGAAUAGGAUCCUAUCAAUACUGUAACUGAUAUUAUUUUCAGUGCUGUGGCAACAAGAAUGCCAAUGAGCAUGUCAAAAUAAAAUACUUACAUUCUGA
Oncorhynchus keta (chum salmon) is the source of this 2473-nucleotide messenger RNA. RefSeq names its product nocturnin a (gene nocta). The record is from RefSeq and is a predicted model, not a curated record. Gene Ontology annotation, biological process: circadian rhythm. Bases 908 to 2107 code for a protein of 399 amino acids. NCBI's taxonomy places the organism in Eukaryota, Metazoa, Chordata, Actinopteri, Salmoniformes, Salmonidae. The transcript has 4 exons. Gene Ontology annotation, molecular function: poly(A)-specific ribonuclease activity.